Messenger RNA from Haemonchus placei, 1197 nucleotides. NCBI's taxonomy places the organism in Eukaryota, Metazoa, Nematoda, Chromadorea, Rhabditida, Trichostrongylidae. The record is from the annotation of a GenBank genome assembly.
CCUGUUGAAUGUUUUGCUUUUCUAGCCGAUGAUGCUACUGCAUCUCAACCAAAGAAGUUGGAAGUGGUUUCUAAACAAGCGACGAAGGUCACCGCUUUGUCAACCAAACUAGAAUGGAAGAUUGAUCAGUUCGAAAAACUGAUGAAACUGUUCAAGAAUGGCCAAAAUCUGAUUAGUAGACAGUUUGGAGUGCCUCAAGCUCCAACUGUAUGUUGGGAACUUCAUGUGUACCCUAACGGCAAAAGAGAGGAGGAUAUGAACAAUGUGUCGUUCUUUCUGCGUCAAGUUGGGUUACAGCGCGGGGAGGAGCCCAUAAUGACCGAAUUUCAAAUCUACGCACUAGACGUGAGUUCUCAACGAGUUAGCGUAUGCCGAGACACAAAGGAUUUCACAAACCAACAGGGUCGAGGAAAAUUUCAGGUUUCACGUGAUAAAAUGGCAGGUGCGCUAAGAGCCGAUGGGUCAUUACUGUUAAUAUGCGAGGUGGAAUAUUUCACUCCUGGAUCAAAAAUUUCUGUGGAACCUGCCGAUGACGAGGAGUGCACACUGGAAGAUGUUGACGAAAAAGUCGAACUGAGCAUACGAGAGAGCAAUCGCGAGAUGUGGGAAUCAGAACUGUUUACAGAUUGUGUCAUCAAGGUCGGCUGUAAAGAAAUAAAAGCUCAUCGAUGUGUCUUGGGGCAACAUUCCCCUGUUUUCCGUUCUAUGUUCAACAACGAGUCAAUGAUUGAGGCUAGAGAAGGCAUUAUUGAUAUACAGGACGCUAAGUACGAAUCGGUUCGAGCAAUGGUAGAAUUUAUGUAUACCGGAUCGAUGGAUACUGUGGAUUCUAAUUCUGUCGACGAAGUGCUUGCUAUCGCUGACAAAUAUGAGGUGCUUCCUCUGAAAGAGCAGUGUGAAAGGAUCAUAUCGAAUACAAUAACGCAAAAGAACAUUACUUCAAUAGCAGUCUUUGCAGAUACUUACACUGCCAACCUGCUGAAACAGGCCGUUAUACGAUACCUUACCGUUCAUCAUAAGAAUAUAAUUCGUACACCAGAAUGGAGAGCAAUGAAAAAGGAUCGUUAUGAAUUGGCAAACGAGCUACUGGAAGCAGUUCUAUCGGCUUCUGGAGAUAUGGAUGACGAAAGCAUGAAUAAUUCAAGCAAAGGACCGGCUCGAAAGAGAGUACGACGUUGCGUGAGCACAAAACAAUAG